This is a messenger RNA of Prosopis cineraria, 2367 nucleotides long. RefSeq names its product conserved oligomeric Golgi complex subunit 6. The transcript is spliced from 11 exons. The record is from RefSeq and is a predicted model, not a curated record. Gene Ontology annotation, biological process: intra-Golgi vesicle-mediated transport. Gene Ontology annotation, cellular component: COG complex. Lineage: Eukaryota; Viridiplantae; Streptophyta; Magnoliopsida; Fabales; Fabaceae. Bases 87 to 2180 code for a protein of 697 amino acids.
GGUGGACCGGAAUGCGGUUGUAAGAAAGAUGACGAGAAGUAGAUCAAAGAUCUAAGACCAGAGCUCAGAGGUGAAGGGAACGAAGAAUGGGUACGACGGUGGCGGGAUUGGCGCCGGGACUUUCUCGGAAGCUGAAGAAGGUCUUGGAAUCCAGGACUGAUACGCCUGAUCUCCUGUCCUCCCUCAACACGCUCUCUUCCUUCUACACUGACAACACUCCUCAAUCCCGCCGCAACCUCCGAUCCACCAUUGAAAAGCGGGCUCUCUCUAUCAACCUCGAGUUCCUCGCUGCCUCCGAUGUUGUCCAACUGGCCUUGGAUCGCGUGGAGGAAGAGGUGAAUGCCGUCGCUGAAUGCUGCGACAGGAUAUCAAAGGCCUUGAAUAGUUGCAGUGCUACCACAGGUGACAUUAUCAGUACCACAGAGAGGCUCAAACAAGAACUUGAAACUACUACACAAAGGCAAGAGAUUGUGUCAUGUUUCCUACGUGAUUAUCAGCUCUCCCCUGAAGAGAUAAGUGCACUUAGAGAUGAAGAACUUAAUGAAAAUUUUUUCAAAGCACUCUCUCAUGUCCAAGAAAUUCAUGCAAACUGCAAAGUGUUGCUUAGGACACAUCAUCAGCGUGCUGGUUUAGAGCUGAUGGAUAUGAUGGCUGUGUACCAAGAAGGAGCUUAUGAGCGCUUAUGCAGGUGGGUACAGGCAGAAUGUCGAAAGCUGGGUGACACUGACAAUCCAGAAAUUAGUGAGCUCCUGAGAACGGCUGUGUGCUGCCUCAGAGAAAGGCCUGUCCUUUUCAAAUAUUGUGCAGAAGAGGUUGCCAAUAUGAGACAUAAUGCAUUAUUUAGAAGAUUCAUAAGUGCUCUUACCCGCGGAGGACCUGGUGGAAUGCCUCGACCAAUUGAGGUUCAUGCUCAUGACCCAUUACGAUAUGUGGGUGAUAUGCUUGGGUGGUUACAUCAGGCCUUGGCAUCUGAACGUGAACUUUUACUUAUGUUACUUGAUCCAGACACACAAGUGGAUUCUGGGCCAACAAUAGAUCAGUUCUCCAAGAGCCCUGAGAAUGGCUCUGGGAAGACAGAAUCUGACUUGACAUUUGUUCUGGAUAGAAUUUUUGAGGGAGUUUGUCGGCCAUUUAAAGUGAGGGUUGAACAAGUUUUGCAGUCUCAACCAAAUCUGAUUGUCUCUUACAAACUGAGUAACACCCUUGAAUUUUACAGCUACACGAUUUCAGAUCUGCUUGGGCGAGAAACUGCACUUUGUAAUACACUAUGGUUGCUGAAGGAUGCUGCUCAGAAAACAUUUUUUGAUAUUUUGAAAGGUCGUGGAGAAAAGCUUUUACGAUAUCCCCCUCUUGUUGCUGUUGAUCUUUCCCCUCCUGCAGCAGUAAGAGAAGGAGUAUCUGUCCUCCUUGAAAUUAUUGAUAACUAUAAUAGCAUGAUGGUUCCUGCUUGUGGCAAAAAGCCUCCUUUUGAUUCAGUUAUAUCAGCAGUACUGGAUCCAAUAAUUCAGAUGUGUGAGCAAGCAGCAGAGGCACACAAGUCCAAGGGCGGUGGGCAUUCAUCCAGGAGGAGUAGGAUGAGUUCUGACUCCAGUCAAAUUAACAAAUCAUCAGUUGAUGCAAUCUUGUCAACAAGUGGCUCUGCUCCAUCCUCCCAGACUACUGAGACCCCAUCCAAGAUAUUCUUGAUCAACUGCUUGUGUGCUAUUAAGCAACCUCUAGAUGGACAUGAUGUGGCUGCUGAUUAUGUGCGAAGGCUCGGGAAGAUGAUCGAUAAUCACCUGCGGGUACUUGUGGACAAAGAAGUCGAUGCCAUGUUAAACAGAUGCGGGUUGUCACAAAAGAUGAGCCACUUCCAUAACUUCAUAUUCAACAAGCAAGGGGACAAGGAAAUGGUUGGGGUCCCGUUGGCAGAGAUGGAGGACACAAGUCCAGCCAAUCUUGCAGAGUGUCUAAAAGCUCUGUUUGGUCUUAUUUUGGGAAGUGAGAGUUCAUUGCCUGAAUUCGAGCAGAUGCUGGUUCCACAGUUGCGGUCUGAGGCUUGUAUUGGUGUGGCCAGGUCACUGGCGGAAGCUUAUGAGCUUAUUUACAACGCAAUUAUGGACCCCAAUAAUGGUUAUCCAGACCCUAGGUCAUUGGCUAGGCAUCCUCCUGAUCAGAUAAGGACUAUAUUAGGAAUUUGAGUUCUAUGCUGCUUUUUCUCACGUCUUCAACCAUUAUGUUUGUAUGUCCCGUAAAUAUUCUCUUCAUUCUUUUUGUAAGGUGUUACUCUUCAACAAAUGAGUCUAUCAUGUAUUUCUUUUAAUAUUCUCGGAAUGGUAGAUUUUGAUUUUUUUUUUUGAGCUAAUGUAAUGAUAUUGUUUCUGUUAA